This is a messenger RNA of Linum trigynum, 1978 nucleotides long. NCBI's taxonomy places the organism in Eukaryota, Viridiplantae, Streptophyta, Magnoliopsida, Malpighiales, Linaceae. The record is from the annotation of a GenBank genome assembly.
GUGGUAUGUUUUACCAAUCGCGAUAUAUUUAUUUGUGAGAACAAUAUGAAUUUUCUUUUCUUCUUUGAAAAAAAAAGGAAACUCAUAAGCAUCAUUCUCUUUUUGGGUUUUCGCUUAUGCAUUCAAAAUAAAUCUUGAGAACAUUUUCAAAAUGCACGUGCAUCCAAUGAAUCAUCUGUGCAUCUGUGCAUCGCAUAAGCAUCAUACAUACUCUCCAUUACUCAUUCAAGUCAAUUUAAUAAAAAUAAUUGGUCAGGGUUCCUUAAAAUUGCUCGUCCACAAGGAAAGAGUCAAGACUUCAAGUACUUAACUAGAUCCAAGCUCGAGGUCGUCAUGGAGGCAUUUCAAAAGGAGUUGAACGACAUCAAAGGAAAGCUGACCGGUUUUGACGAGAAGCUAGUGGGGUUCGAUGAGAAACUAACGGGCUUCGAUGAGAUGAAAAGCCAGCUCAACACAAUAGUGAGCAUAUUGUCCAGAAAAGGGAAGGAGGUUGCAACAAACGAGGAAGAAAUCGUAUUUGACGACGACGAUCACUAUGAGCAACCUCAGGGAAACGUCUCAGGCAGUAAAUUCAUUCUCAUACCUUCGAAGAACACAGGCGACAAAGGUGAUAUUGGGUCAUCAAAGCAUGACAAAUCCGGAGAACCCGAGAAGCAAGAAGAACAUAAAAUCGAAGCUAUGCUAGAAGAAAAAUUAGAACACAUUAAUGAACGAAUAAGAAGCAUAGAAGGAGUUGAGUCGUACGAGCCUAUGGAUGCAUCACAACUAUGUCUAGUCCCGGAUGUCGUGAUUCCUCACAAAUUUCAAAUGCCAGAAUUUGAAAGAUAUAAUGGCACCACUUGCCCAAAAAGUCAUCUGGUCAUGUACUGUAACAAAAUGGCCAACCAUAUCCGAGAUGAAAGGCUAAUGGUACAUUGCUUCCAAAACAGCCUGAGUAGUUCUGCCCUACGAUGGUAUAUGCAACUAGAGAAAACAAAAGUGAGAAGAUGGCAAGACCUCGCUGAUGCAUUCAUGAGGCACUACAAGCAUAACCAGGAUCUGGCUCCAGACCGAGAAGACCUGAGGAAUAUGGAAAAGAAUGAAAAAGAAUCUUUCAGGGAAUAUGCUCAAAGGUGGAGAGAGAAAGCUGCGGACGUUCAACCUCCUCUGUCAGAAAAGGAGAUGGUGUCAAUCUUCUUCGGAACACUAAGGGCUCCAUACUACAACAACAUGGUCGGAAUUACGACGACCAACUUUGCGGAUCUGCUUGUAAUCGGAGAGCGAAUAGAAAAGGGUUUGAAGCAAGGUCGGAUGGAAACCCCAGAAGCCUCUAAGAAACCACACCAAGCCCGAAGAGGAGAAGGAGAUGUCCAUUAUGCUCAAACAGAAUUAUCCAGAGGAAGAAGGUGGGAUCAUCAACCUCAGGCCAAUCAAGCCCAUCCAUGUGUUGCAAGUGCUGCAAUAAUUAAUCAACGUCCAACUUUUCCUACUCAACGAGCCAUCCAGAGCCCGACACGAGUCGCACCACCACCAAAUAACCAAAAUCAGAAUAAUUAUGAGAGAUUCAGGAAACCCAUCCAAAUCGAUCCUAUUCCUAUCACAUACACUGAACUUUUUCCUCAGCUAAUUCAAGGUAACCUAAUCUCCCCAAUACCAUGUGAACCUAUGAAACCUCCUUAUCCAAACUGGUUCAAAACAGACCAGCAUUGUGCUUACCACUCGGGAGUAGCAGGACACUCAACUGAGGAUUGCAGAUCGCUCAAGAUCAAGGUCCAACAAAUGAUGAAUACUGGUUGGUUAAAGUUUGAUGAUGAGCCAAAGCGUCCGGAUGUCAACAAUAACCCACUGCCAACUCAUGGGAAUUAGUAGAUAUACUACAAGGCAAAGCUCGAUUUAAGGAUGAUGUUGAUCCUACCUAGUAAAUAAAAUAUCGAGAUAAUUUGCUUUAGCAAAAUAUGUAUCACUUCUGCUUUUAUCAUAAUAAAUAAAAGGUCUUUCA